Boleophthalmus pectinirostris (great blue-spotted mudskipper) is the source of this 2101-nucleotide messenger RNA. RefSeq names its product DNA-damage-inducible transcript 3 (gene ddit3). Lineage: Eukaryota; Metazoa; Chordata; Actinopteri; Gobiiformes; Gobiidae. The record is from RefSeq and is a predicted model, not a curated record. The transcript has 4 exons. Gene Ontology annotation, molecular function: RNA polymerase II cis-regulatory region sequence-specific DNA binding; protein heterodimerization activity; transcription factor binding. Gene Ontology annotation, cellular component: CHOP-C/EBP complex; CHOP-ATF4 complex; cytoplasm. Gene Ontology annotation, biological process: positive regulation of intrinsic apoptotic signaling pathway; ER overload response; negative regulation of transcription by RNA polymerase II. The coding region runs from base 271 to 1170 and encodes 299 amino acids.
UUGGCUGCGCUCUCAAUAUAAACACCGCCGGGAGUUUCCGAAAAGCCACAUUCAGCUGUCAAGACUGAACAAUGGUUAACAUGAGCUAUCACCAAUUUUUACUAAAACAACCACAUUCGUGUUCAAGACAGUCGAGGAGACGAGCGAAUAGAAGAAAAAGGAAUUGUUGGGACAAGCUAUCUCCAACUAAUUGGCUAACUUGAUCAAGAGUGACAAGGUCCAGUGUGAACUGUGUAGCCAGGAUUCUGUGCUUUGUGAGUGACUGGCAUCAUGACUGCCGAGUGGCUACACCUGCCCCCGCCGUACCCCCCUGGUGUGGGGCCGCUGUGUGGUGCAGAGUUGGAGGCGUGGUAUGAGGACCUGCAGGACAUUCUGGGCUCUGACACAGGAGGGGCCAAAGUGGCACGUGCACCCACCUGUACAGAGAAAGAGCCAGAAUUUCUGGACGUCCUGGAGAGUUGUUCUCUGACAUGGCUGUCGGACGGAAGUCAGACAUGGAGUGAAGGUGUCCAGAGGGCAACAGAGAUCCAGGCUCUUCAUCACACUUCUUCUUCCUCAUCUUCGUCCUCCUCUUCGUGCAUGAGUCCAGCUGUGGCAGAGGAGUGGAGGGGCGAGGGGGAGAGAGGCAGAAGUGGAGACAGCUCUACAGGAGGGGGCAGUGACCUGCUGCCUCCUGAGUUUUUUGCAUUGCUGAGUGAUGGAGGGCUGGUGGAUCAAAUCGGAGAGGGCUAUUACUACCACCACCACCAGACCACUCAUGCCCAUCCAGGGUCCCCUUCAGCUAGUGAGGAGGAGCUGCCCUGUGUCCCAGAUUCACCCUCCUGUUCCUCCUCAGCCUCGCAGUCGCCAUCACAAAACUGUUCUUCACCCUCCUCACCUGUGUCCUCUCCAUCUGUGUAUCAGUCCUCCCGUCUGGGAAAACGCAAGAGGAGCUGCAGCGAGAGGGCCAAUGGUGCCUUGUCCCCUUUUGCAUUGACCACACCAAGAACAUCUUCAUCUUACUCAUCAGCCAAAAAGAGUCGCAAGGAGCGGGAGCAGGAAAACGAGAGGAAAGUCCAGGAGCUGACGGAGCAGAAUGAGCGUUUGAAAGCAGAGAUCGAGAGGCUUGGCGAGGAGGUACAGAGGACGCGUCGAGCCCUGAUUGAAAGACUAGUCAACACCAGGAAAUGAAGCAGCAGUCAACAAAGUUUAAAUUGGAAUUGGUGGGAAAAGGUUUGAUAUGAAAAUAAGGUGAAAGUCCUAUGUUGUAAAAAAGGAAACCAAAGAUGUUUUUGGGAUGCUGAAUUUUGGACGAGGAAGAAGACCAGAAGAAAAAGAAUGAUGAAAGUCUAGGACAGGAGGGCAGUGAGAGAAAAGGCUGCAACAGCAAUGCGGCAAAUAAAGACACAGCAUGUAUUAAGGAAAGGAAGAACACAUGGAUCCAAGUGCUACUUAUUGAGUGUUUUGUGAAUGUCAGGAGUAAGAAUGCUUGUCAUAUGUCCGAUUGAAUGCAACUGUUGAAGAACAGUUUGUCAUUUACUUAAGUAGGACAAAGGACAAAAGGGAGUGUACUUCAGAGAAAACUAUGUUAUAAGCCUUUUCCCACCAUUUUGCAACACAUUACCCCUUCGAUCUAAAGGGCUGCAAGCUGGCUAUUAGAGAUUAUCUGUCCCAAUUUGCAGAUUUUAUAUAGCUCAGGUAAUCCUUAAAAGUGCCCAGAACAGUGCGAGUAUGUAAGGAUAACUUUUUGGAGAAAUUGUACCUUUUCUUACUUUUUUAAUCUAUAGCUUUGUGUCGUGUCUUAGGUAAAGCAGUAGAGACUGGCUAAACUUUCUAAGCUGACCUUUUCUAUCAAUACUGGAUUUUUGAAAUAGAUCACAAUUGUGUAACUCAGCAAUUAUUUACUAUUUUUAUAUAAUGCUGUAUCAUAUAUGUACUGUAAUGGCUUUAACUGUCAUGUUCUGACAUAUAUUCACUGGUAUUUUCUUGUUGUAAAUUGCAAAAUGUAGAAUAUUGUGCAUGGCGCGUAUCAUUUAUGGCAUAACAUGUAUUUCCCCAUACUGAUUAUUUUGUAACUUCCUGUAAUCUCAAUUUUACAAUAAAAGUAAAACAAAAGAUCAGA